ACGGUACAGUAGGAGGACAGCAUUCUGUUUGUGUAGAAACCACAAAUACGUUGUUGUUAACAAAAAAGAAAGUUUUUAAAAAAACGUUGGUUUAAUAAGCCAUUGGCAAGACGACAGAGUCAAAUGAAUACAUGAAAAAGUGCUGAAACUCGCUACGCUAUACAACAUCAUGUACACAAGAAAGUUAAUUGAACUCAAACCUCGACAGCAAUGAAGAGAACGUGUAUAUGUGAGAUAUGCAGCUGCGGGCGUCACCGCUGUCCACACCUUCCUACAGUGCUCUACAACUGUGACAAACCCUGUUUGGUCACAGAGUACAAAGAUAACUACUACCCACACAGCAACACUGGAGCAGCACAGUCAUGCAGACCCAAAAAUCGUUAUCAGAGGAACCCAGAAAAAAUGGAAAACACCACCACAUUCAGGGCGGAUUAUGUACUGCAUGCGGUGCACAGACCAAAGACGCACAUUGCAAAAUACGUCAAGCCAGAAGGAGUCAUUGAUAUGGGCACCACAUACUUACAGGAUUUUAAGCCAUACCCAGUUCAUCCUAUUCCUGCAGCCAAAUCUGCUGGGUACAGACAGCCCCCAGCUAGGAUGGACUUGAAACCUACAUAUAAAGAUGAUUACAGAGUAUGGGGGAUUCAAAAAAGACAAAACUUCAAAACACAAGACAACUUAAAGCCGUGCACAGACAGGUUUAGCAACACAACCACUUUUCAGGAUGACUACCAUUUCCCAGGCCCAAUUUCAAAAGAGAAUUUUAAACCGGCACAUGUACCCAUGGGCCCAAGACCUUUUGAUGGUCUGUCCAGCUACAAACAGGAGUAUAUACCCUAUUCUGUGGAGCCUUAUAAAUGCAUUCAAAGAGAGCCCCAUAAGCCAAGUGUUAUCCCGUUUGAUGGUCUCACCACACAAAGGAAAGACUACAAGGGAUUACGGGGGGAAGCAAGCAAAUCAGUCAGGUCUAAAGCUGCCAGAGGAACCCCGGCCCACAAAUUUAAUUGUUCGACUGAAUUUCGUGAUAAUUACAAAUCAUGGCCUAUACGACCAAUACCACUGCACAAGUAUGGUAAAUAUGUUCCCCCAGAAGUUGCAAUGAACAUGACUUCAACAGCUCACGCAGACUUCGUGGAGCACCAGAUUUCACCAGCUGUAGCAGUCUGCCCUCAAACUCAAGCCUGGAACUGUUCGCCUUUUGAGUCCAAGUCAACUAUGAAAGAUGACUAUAAGUUAUGGGAUGCCAAGGCGGCACCCUUGAUCAGAGGGGUACAGCAAAUAGAGAAACCUACUGGCCCAUUUGAAAACACAACCACUUUCCGUGCUGACUAUGUGUCACAUGCCCCCGCUCGCACUCUGAGCUGCAAACCCAUUCUCACUGUACAAUGCUGUCAGCCACUGGACAAUGAAACCACUUACUGCACAAGCUACAUUCCCAAGGAGAUCAAAGUAUGCCCUGCUGCUUUUGCCAACCCACCGGGCUAUGUUUAUGAAGAAACGAAACCCCGUGGCCAUCGACUAUAUCGCAAACUCUCUGCCAGACAGAAUGGAAACACUGCUAAUGCAGCAAGGAAAGUAAACAGUGUAUUGGAUUACACUCGUAAUUAACAAACAAUCAAUGGCUUGGGCUCAACAUGGAACCAGGAGCUACUUAACACAGCUUAAAUGCUUCAACUUUGUAUGCAGAGAUCAGUCCUUUCAAGACACAGUUUUUUUUUUUAAUGCAAUGAAAAGUUUUAGUUUAAUAUCUCUGACAAACACAUUUUCUCAAUUUUAUUGAUUUAUUCACCAGCUGUUUCUAAUAAAAUUGAUGAAAUAUUGUGUAAAUUAAAAGAUACAUAUUCAAAAGAAUUUGAUUACAUUAUUUGGUAGUCUUACAUCUAACUUGGUAUACAUUUGGCUAUGAAAUAAGAGGGGGUACUCAA
Messenger RNA from Acipenser ruthenus (sterlet), 1925 nucleotides. Its product is annotated as stabilizer of axonemal microtubules 2-like. The transcript is spliced from 4 exons. Gene Ontology annotation, cellular component: centriole; sperm flagellum; cytoskeleton. Gene Ontology annotation, biological process: microtubule anchoring. Gene Ontology annotation, molecular function: microtubule binding. Bases 211 to 1608 code for a protein of 465 amino acids. Lineage: Eukaryota; Metazoa; Chordata; Actinopteri; Acipenseriformes; Acipenseridae. The record is from RefSeq and is a predicted model, not a curated record.